GUUAGAGUGCCAUAUGGAAACCGAGGGACUGAGCUAGGAAUGCUUCCCUUGUAGUAGCGUCCAACAGGUUCUGGGGUUACCCGUAUCGUCUUUCUUCAAUUAUGCUCCAAUCGUUUCGGCCGGUAUGAUGGAAUGGCUUGCCGGCGGUGCGCUGAUCCGAGCGGGUCCCGUCCUUUCCUGAAGCCCAUCAGACGAAUUGCUGUGGAGGCCGAGAUGUGCGCGGUCAUCGCGCCGUGUAUCAACGCUCAGCGUGAUCAACCGGUGUGAAGCGACACAUCAACUAUCUGAGGCCCGAAAAUUGUUAUCAGUUUAUCUGCUUGUAUUUUUUUUAUCUAAUCAUGGACACAAUAAGUCGUUGUAACAAGCCGACAAUAUGCAACGACGUUGAUUUUGCAAGAAACUUCAGUUCUCCACGGUAUAAAGAGAUGGCACUGGUGCCCCACUUCAGACAGAUCUGAAGAGACAAACGCGUCCAUACUCUGGGCGGCGAACUGCCGGGAAUUCUUACUAGAACGCCGCCUCAGACGGUCGGGCGGGAAUCUGAUGCGAAACUGGGUCUCUCUGCUGGGAACUCCCCAUGGGUCAAAGCUGUAGAGACUUCUGGUGUCUUGCGGGUGCCCUUCAUUGAAAGCCUAUAGUAGUUUGGAUUUCUUGGAUUGCUGGUUGGCUGCUGCGAGCACUGCAUGACUGACUGUUUACAAAUCAAGGUGAACUAUGCUACUGAUCUGUAGGGAGAAUUGGGCUACAGCUGCCUUCGAGGAGCAAAUGCUUUCACCGUGACUGGCCACAGAUUCAGAUAAAACCAGCCGUUUACUCAGAGAGGGAAUUCCAUCCUGUGUUGAGGCGGGCAGGCUAUGACCAUUUUCUCUUUGUUUUUUGAUGGAAACCGCUGCCAGGAAAGGCCUAGAUUUUCGUUACGAGUGGCCGUCUCCCAGACUACCUGACGCUGACGUGAAUCCGAAAUAAGUUGAGAGGGAAGCGGGGCACCGAGGAGUGGGCCCCGGUUGCCGUCUGUCGCCGUGACUCGUGCCGGUGCGGAGGAAACAACAACAGAGCCAUCCAGAUUUCAGUCAGCCAGCGAAGAUAGCGGAGGCUUCUUCAGAUUUUUCGCCGCUCACAUAAUCUGGCCGUUGUUUUUGACUCUGCAACAAGGCAGACCAGCCGGGGAGCAUUGCAGUGGCGUUUCGCAAAUAUCGUCGGCAGUUUCGAUUAAGGUUUUGUCCCACGUGGAUUUGGAUCGGACACCAACUGUGUAUUUUGCGUAUUUUUGUAGCGGUUCGCUGGGAAUUAUCAAUCCAGGAACAUCAUCAGCCGCGAGCGACGAGAUUCAACGACGGAGCGAGAUUUGGAGUGCCCGCUGCGGGAUACGUAAAGGUGUCGUUGGUACACGUACCGCAAAGCGGCUACAGAUCGCGGGAAUCCACCGUAGCCCUCGUUGGCGUAUUUAUAUUUCUCCGCGAUUUCGCGAGAAAUGGCUCGAAAAAUCUCGCGUUAUUAAAACAAGUGGAAAAUGUCAACAAAUCACCGGGAGGUAACAUUCUCAGCGGCGGGGAAGCCACAGUCUCAAUGUAGCGUGGAGCUGUUAAAAACAGCGCUCUUGGCCUCUCCGGAAUCGAGUUUUUUGUCUUCCAGCGCCUUCAAGCCAAACAGACAAUUGGAAACGACCAAUUAAACGGCACGGGCCGACAACUGAUUUUUGGCGCGAACAUAAUGAAAUGGAGGUUGGACUGAUAUGCACGGUGCAGACCCACCCAGAUUGUCGGCAUGGCAGUGGUAAUGGUAUCGCCAGCCAAUGAGCAAUCAUGCAUAGAUUCGACGGAGCAGUUGCUCUGUCAGACAGAGGAGACGACGGCAGCGUGCGCGGGCGUGCUGGCGCCCUCAUCUGGCAAUCGCACCGAUCCCACCGCUACCGCCGACAAAGACAAUCAACAACAGCUGCAUGAGGCUGCCGGCUCGACCAUGGAUUACCAUGGCCGUGGAGGAGGUUGGGAGCCACUCUGCAGUCACCACGCUGCUGAAGAGUACGAACUACAGGCUCGGGAUGGGUCCGGAUCUACACCGGACUCACCCCAAACAACCGCUCAUACAGGAUUACUGGAGAAGGCAGACAAAGAUGACACACAUGACAGCGCAUCCAAAGAAGAGUUAUUCUUUAUUGGCGGGAGCACUGGCGGAAAACAACCCCACAGAGGACAGAGUAGUGCCUCCAGUUCCGGACGGCGACCCGCACAAAAACGGAGACAUCUGGCCGAGCCGUCAAGUGACAAUCGCUUCGUCAACCUGGCCCACCGGUCGGCUCUCGUGAACGGUACCAUCCCCCGGUUCACGCCGCUUCAGCUCCACCGAUCGGAGCGGUCUUGGGCCCGUUCCUCGGUGGCAGACAUGAAAGGCAACGGAUCCGCCGAGGGAUCGAGCCGUAAAAGCAGUGGUGGUGGUGGGAAGAAGAAAACCCACUACAGUCACGCCAACACGGGCUACAGACUGGGCUUACGGAGAUCUCUAUUCGAAAGACGGAAACAACUCAGUGAUUAUGCCCUGGUUAUUGCUAUGUUUGGGAUUGUUGUCAUGAUCGUGGAAACGGAGCUUUCGUGGUUCUUUUACAGCAAGGAAUCUGUAUAUUCCUACAUACUGAAAGCCUUCAUCAGUUUCUCUACGAUUGUUCUGCUCGUCCUAAUUGUAUUAUACCACGCCAGAGAGAUACAGCUCUUCUUGGUCGACAACUGUGCGGACGAAUGGCGGAUUGCGAUGACGUGGUCCCGAAUCUCUCUCAUCACCUGCGAACUCUUCGUGUGUGUCAUCCACCCGGUGCCGGGCAGAUACUUUUUCGAAUGGGUGGCCGAGUUUGCCUACACCCACGAGCCUCGGACGGCGAUAGCCGACGUGGACAUCCUCCUCUCUAUCCCCAUGUUCCUCCGGCUCUACCUGAUUUGCCGGGUCAUGCUGUUGCACAGCAAACUCUUCACGGACGCCUCCUCCCGGAGCAUAGGCGCCCUGAAUCGGAUCAACUUCAACACACGAUUUGUGUUGAAAACUCUAAUGACAAUAUUUCCGGGAACAGUGCUCUUGGUCUUCACUGUCACGUUAUGGAUUAUAGCGAGUUGGAUUCUUCACGUGUGCGAAAGAUAUCACGAUGAAGACAACGGGGAGAUUCUCAACGCGAUGUGGAUCGUCUCUAUUACAUUCCUUUCUAUUGGCUACGGGGACAUGGUACCAAAUACUUACUGUGGGCGGGGAGUUUCGGUUAUUACAGGUAUAAUGGGUGCUGGUUGCACGGCGCUUGUAGUUGCUGUUCUGGCGACAAAAUUAGAACUCAGCCGAGCUGAGAAACAUGUACAUAAUUUUAUGAUGGACACACAGUUGACAAAAAGGUUAAAGAACGCAGCUGCAAAUGUUCUUCGAGAGACGUGGCUUAUCUAUAAAUACACCAAACUCGUGAAAAACGUUAGCUCCAGACGAAUACGAAAACACCAACGGAAAUUCCUCAGUGCCAUCCACAAGCUUAGGAAAACGAAGUUAGAUCAAAGAAAGUUAGCGGACGAGGCUAGUACGGUCGUCGACAUGGCAAAGCCAUUACUCGUGCGCGCUUCCCGGGCAGAAAUGGCCAUGUACACGUCCAAACCUCCGGUGUUGUACGUACAUACGCAGAACGUAAUGUUCGAAAUGGUGUCUGACAUGCACGCCUCCCGGUCGGGCAUCGACGAGAGGGUUUCGCGUCUGGAACAAAAACUAGAACGCUUACAGACCACCUUGGAGGACCUGCCGCAGAUCCUAAAUUCAUUCCUUGAAAAUGCGCAACAGCAAAUGCUGCAGUCGCAACAACAGUACCUGCUCCUGCAGCAACAACAUAUGCAGCAACAGCAACAACAACCACAGCAGCCACAGCAGCCAACGCCAAAGGAAGAGCCGCCGCAGCGAAGGCAAACGUUGCAGGUGCAGAAACACGUGGAGGAGAGUCCGCCAUUGGUGCACAGUUCGGGGAACCCGUUCGUGCUGGAGGUGACUCCGGAUUCGACGGCGCCCUCCGAGCCGGCCAAGUCUCUUAGACUCCGCUCCUUCCCCGCGCAGGGAGCUUCAGCGUCGUUUGAGGAGUCCACAUUGCGCCGAGAUCUGGAGCGAGAGGUCGAAAGGUCACGCGCCUACAGCAGUCCCGACGUCAGCAACAGUAGAAUCCCUAAUGCUCACUGUUGAACACUUUUCAUCGCCUGUAUAAUCCAUAACAAAGAAUGCGCCCAUUGAUGAGAGAUGCCCAAAGUUGGUGUAUCUUGGGUAAUGUCACGACGACAUAUUGCUGACGAAAGUAAAUCAUGAAGAUAAUAAUAAACUCUCUUGACAGCUGUGGGUAAAUGGCACUUUUCCCUUCGGUA
This is a messenger RNA of Acanthaster planci (crown-of-thorns starfish), 4364 nucleotides long. RefSeq lists its product as uncharacterized. Gene Ontology annotation, cellular component: membrane. The record is from RefSeq and is a predicted model, not a curated record. Gene Ontology annotation, biological process: potassium ion transport. NCBI's taxonomy places the organism in Eukaryota, Metazoa, Echinodermata, Asteroidea, Valvatida, Acanthasteridae. Gene Ontology annotation, molecular function: small conductance calcium-activated potassium channel activity; calmodulin binding.